GAUGCGGAGGUGGUGCGCACCCGGGACCCCCAGCGCCUGGCCCAGUGCGACGUGGUGGUGGACGUGGGGGGUGAGUACGACCCCGAGCGACACCGCUACGACCAUCACCAGAGGUCCUUCACGCAGUCCAUGCGGAGCCUCCGGCCCGACAAGCCCUGGACCACGAAGCUGAGCAGCGCUGGGCUGGUCUACUGCCACUUCGGCUCCCAAAUCCUUGCGGGGCUUCUAGGGCAGCCAGAGGAUGGCCCCGUUGUGACAGCGCUCUACGAUAAGCUGUACGAGAACUUCGUGGAGGAGAUCGAUGCCAUCGACAACGGCAUCGCGCAAGCGGACGGCGAGCCCCGCUACGCCCUCACCACCACCCUCAGUGCCCGCGUGGGCCACCUGAACCCCCGCUGGAACGACCCCGACCAGGACACUGAGGCGGGGUUCAAAAGGGCGAUGGAGCUGGUCGGGGGCGAGUUCAUGGACCGGGUUGACUACUACCACCGCGCCUGGCUGCCUGCGCGGGCGCUGGUGGAGGAUGCCAUUCGGCGACGCUUUGAGGUACCCACCAUCCCAGUUCUGGGGGGGGUCUGA
Molecule: messenger RNA, 579 nt
Organism: Phaethon lepturus (White-tailed tropicbird)
Lineage: Eukaryota; Metazoa; Chordata; Aves; Phaethontiformes; Phaethontidae
Gene: MYG1
Product: chromosome unknown open reading frame, human C12orf10
Exons: 4
Cellular component (GO): nucleus; cytoplasm
Source: RefSeq, a predicted model, not a curated record